AUGGCGUAUUCAGAUGACGAAGCUGAGGCCGUGUCUUUGUGCGUGUCAAAUUACCACCUUGAAGAUGAAAAGGAUAUGCCGGUAUCUUUUUCUGUGUUGCCAGUUCAAUGGGGUGAUUCUGAGAAUUCUGAUGAUGCCAACAAAGAGCAGGUAUUCCUGCAUGGUUUGGCCGAUAAUGGGCGGCAGAGGAUUUUCAUGCAAGUAAUGGGGUGGAGAUUUGAUCUUUCCAAUGCGAAACCCGAGAUAUCCUUGCUAUCAAAGGAUAGAAAGUGGAUCAAGCUUCAGAAACCAAGGAAGAGCUUUAUGGAUACUAUAAGGACCAUUUUAGUCACCAUUCACUUCCUGCAUCGUGUAAAGCUGAAUCCCCAAACAUCUGCAAAAUCUGUCUGGGAUAACUUGUGUAAAAAUAAGGAGUUGAGCUCUUACGGUUUUAAGCCUUCUCAAAAUGAUAUAUCGGAACAUAUGCCUUUAAUUGGUGAAGCUGCCAAAAGGGAUGCCGCCUUAUCUAAAUCCAAGUUUUUGCUCUUGGUUUUGGAGAAGAAGUUGGGGAUUCAGAAACUUUCGAAUGAGGAAGUUAAAGAUUUGGCUCAACUUCAAUGUAUAGUUGAUGAUAAUGACAAUGAUAUGAUAGAUGAACCUAGUGAAGAGUCAGAAGCAGAGGAGGAUUUGUUUGAUUCUAUUUGUGCGCUUUGUGACAAUGGUGAUAAACUUUUGUGUUGCGAUGGAGCGUGCAUGAGGUCAUUUCAUGCUACUGAGGAGGAUGGUAGAGACUCUAAUUGUGAUUCUCUUGGUUUUACCCGGAAGGAAGUCAAUGUGAUCCAGAGAUAUUAUUGUAAGAAUUGUAAAUAUAAUCAGCACCAAUGUUUUGAAUGUGGCAAGCUGGGAUCUUCUGAUAAAGUUAAGGGUGCUGAGGUCACUAAAUGUUCUUCUGCAACCUGUGGCCGUUUUUAUCAUCCACGUUGUGUUGCGAAGUUACUUCCCAUGGUAGUUAAGUUUAAGCAUGUUGGAGAGGAACUUGAGAAAAAUAUCGCUGAUGGUCAUCCUUUUAUUUGUCCCGUUCAUUAUUGUUGUGUCUGUAAAGAAUUGGAAAAUAAGAUGGAACCUGAGUUGCAACUGGCUGUUUGUAGGCGUUGUCCAAAGUCCUAUCAUCGCAAAUGUUUGCCAAGACAAAUCUCUUUUGAUGAUGAAGAUAAUUUACCAAGGGCUUGGGAAGGUCUUCUAUCACACAAUCGCAUUCUUAUAUAUUGUUUAAAUCAUGAGAUUGAUGAUGAACUUGGGACUCCCAAAAGAGAUCAUUUAAAAUUCCCCAAUGUUAAAAGCAUUGUUCCAGAAAUUAAUGCUGCUGAUGAGAGGACAAAACCUGCGGACAAAGGGAGAGUUAUAUUGAAGAAGAACAAUGUUGGCAAAGAUAAGGGACCUAAUUUGAUUGGAAGACAGUCAUCUGGGGAACUUAGUAAGAAGAACAAACCAAAGUCAAAUGAAAUGAAUAAGGGUUAUGAGCGAAUCAAGCCUGUCAAUCAGGUUGAUAAUGAGACCCCGUUGGUUGAGCCCAUUAGAAAGUUGAGUUGUUCACUGCCUCUAUCAGAUGCUGAUUCAAAGAAGAGUUUGUUGGCUUUGUUUAAAGAAGCUAGAUCAUCAGUUACGUUGGAGAGUGUAAAGCGCAAGCUUGCUUCUACUCAUACUCACGCAUUCAGAAAUGUUCUGGAGGAGACCAUUACAAUGGGGAAGCUGGAAGGAUCAGUCGAUGCUGCUCAAACAGCUCUAAGGAAGCUAGAGAGUGAGUGCAGCAUUCAGGAUGUAGAAGCUGUUUGUGACCCCGAUGUUCUGAAACAGAUAUUUAUGUGCAAGGAAGUUCAAGCAUCUAUAAAUGAAGGUCAGAAAAGAAGUUCACAUCAUGGUAAUGUUAACCAAGAGAGACAACAGGGACAGAAAUGUAGGAUGAGCAAGUCUCACAAGACAUCACGGAAGAGAAAACAUAUUAGGGAAAAUGAUACAAGAGGACAGGGUGUGGGCUCACCAGCCAAGAGGCAGGCUGUAAAUGAAAUGACUGAAGGGGUACCUGACCAUAGCCAACCCAUUCCUAUUGAUAUUAUGAAUGAAGGUCAGAAAAGAAGUUCACAUCAUUGGAAUGUUAACCAAGAGAGUCAACAGGGACAAAAAUGUAGGAUGAGCAAGUCUGACAAGACAUCACGGAAGAGAAAACAUAUUAGGGAAAAUGAUACAAGAGGACAGGGUGUGGGCUCACCAGCCAAAAGGCAGGCUGUAAAUGAAAUGACUGAAGGGGUACCUGACCAUAGCCAACCCAUUCCUAUUGAUGAGAGAUCCCCAGUUGAAGGUUUUCAGCCUAAAUCCGAUAUGGCCUCUCCACAAGUCAAGGUUGGUGAUGACAGUUACCAGUUGGUGAUGAGCAAGUCUCACAAGACAUCACAAAAGAGAAAACAUAUUAGGGAAAAUGAUACAAGAGGACAGGGUGUGGGCCCACCAGCUAAAAGGCAGGCUGUAAAUGAAAUGACUGAAGAAGUACCUGACCAUAGCCAAUAGUGGGAUGACAAGUUGAGGUUGGUGAUGACAAUUACUAGUUGAUGCCCGUCUCAGAUGUUGUAAAAACUAAUAGUGGGAUUACAAAUAAUAGAAGUGGCACUUUUGAACGUAUUGUGCCCCAACCUGGACAUCGUUGUGUGCUGAAGGGUUUUGCUUCCGAUCCUCACAUUGAGUAUUCACGCAGGCAUUCAGCUGGUUGGCUCGAAGAGUGGUUAAAACGUCUAUUGUUUUAUUAAUUUUUUUUUCCUUUACUUCUGCAUAAUGAUGCUACAUGUUGUACAUAGAUGAUCUUAAGAUGGAGGUUGUUUAUUUGGUGGUUUAUUUAGUUAUGCAGGACCCUGUAGUUAUCAUUUCAGAUUUGGUAUGAUUAGAUUGCUUCUUUGUCCUGGCUUAAAUGUUCUGAGCAUCUCACCAUUGAUUAUAGUAAUCUGAUCAAGGAAAGGAAAGAAGCCUUUGAAUUGAAGUACCUGACCAUAGCCAAUAGUGGGAUGACAAGUUGAGGUUGGUGAUGACAAUUACUAGUUGAUGCCCGUCUCAGAUGUUGUAAAAACUAAUAGUGGGAUUACAAAUAAUAGAAGUGGCACUUUUGAACGUAUUGUGCCCUAACCUGGACAUCGUUGUGUGCUGAAGGGUUUUGCUUCCGAUCCUCACAUUGAGUAUUCACGCAGGCAUUCAACUGGUUGGCUCGAAGAGUAGUUAAAACGUCUAUUGUUUUAUUAAUUUUGUUUUUCCUUUACUUCUGCAUAAUGAUGCUACAUGUUGUACAUAGAUGAUACAUAGAUGAUCUUAAGAUGGAGGUUGUUUAUUUGGUGGUUUAUUUAGUUAUGCAGGACC
Molecule: messenger RNA, 3375 nt
Organism: Gastrolobium bilobum
Lineage: Eukaryota; Viridiplantae; Streptophyta; Magnoliopsida; Fabales; Fabaceae
Product: protein ENHANCED DOWNY MILDEW 2-like
Exons: 12
Coding region: 1-2541 (846 amino acids)
Source: RefSeq, a predicted model, not a curated record